Dictyostelium discoideum AX4 is the source of this 129-nucleotide messenger RNA. RefSeq lists its product as hypothetical. The record is from RefSeq and is a predicted model, not a curated record. The transcript has 2 exons. Lineage: Eukaryota; Evosea; Eumycetozoa; Dictyosteliales; Dictyosteliaceae. Bases 1 to 129 code for a protein of 42 amino acids.
AUGGUUAGUGGUAGUGGCGGUGGUUGUGGUGGAUUCGGGGGUUGUGGUGGUGGUUGUGGUGGUAGUGAUGGUUCAAAUUUAAAUAUUAUCAAUGUUGAUAUUGAUAUUGGUCGUCGUAGAUGUUGCUAA